This is a messenger RNA of Echinops telfairi (small Madagascar hedgehog), 8048 nucleotides long. RefSeq names its product PR/SET domain 2 (gene PRDM2). Lineage: Eukaryota; Metazoa; Chordata; Mammalia; Afrosoricida; Tenrecidae. The transcript is spliced from 8 exons. The record is from RefSeq and is a predicted model, not a curated record. Gene Ontology annotation, cellular component: nucleus. Gene Ontology annotation, molecular function: protein binding; RNA polymerase II transcription regulatory region sequence-specific DNA binding; DNA-binding transcription factor activity, RNA polymerase II-specific. Gene Ontology annotation, biological process: regulation of transcription by RNA polymerase II. The coding region runs from base 62 to 5167 and encodes 1701 amino acids.
AGGGCUCAUGUAAUCAGAGAAGUUCCUUUGUUGUGUGUAUCUUUCACAACAGGAAUUGAAAAUGAAUCAGAACGCUGCGACUGUGGCAGCCACGGAGACCCUGGCCGCGGUGCCUGAGCAUGUGCUUCGAGGACUUCCGGAAGCAGUGAGGCUGUUCCCAUCUGCCGUGGACAAGACCCGGAUUGGUGUCUGGGCCACGAAACCUAUUGUAAAAGGCAAAAAGUUUGGGCCUUUUGUUGGCGAUAAGAAAAAAAGAUCUCAGGUUAAGAAUAAUGUAUACAUGUGGGAGGUCUAUUACCCCAAUUUGGGAUGGAUGUGCAUUGAUGCCACCGAUCCAGAGAAGGGGAACUGGCUGCGAUAUGUGAACUGGGCGUCCUCAGGAGAAGAGCAAAAUUUAUUCCCACUGGAAAUCAACAGGGCCAUUUACUACAAAACAUUAAAGCCAAUCGCGCCUGGCGAGGAGCUCCUGGUCUGGUACAAUGGGGAAGACAACCCCGAGAUAGCAGCUGCGAUUGAGGAAGAGCGAGCCAGCGCCCGGAGCAAGCGGAACUCCCCGAAAAGCAAGAAAGGGAAGAAAAAAUCCCAGGAAAAUAGAAGCAAAAGCAGCAAAAGCGAAGACCAAAAGCAGAAGCCGAGUGAGCCAGAUUCCACCCCUGCGAAUAUGAGAGAGUCUGCAGAAGGUCCUAAAGACGAGGACGAGAAGCCCUCAGACGCGGCAGCUGAGCCAGCCGAGGCGCUUCAGGUGGAGGAGGAGGCGUGUCCGGACGUGCUUCCAGAAGGAACUGCCCCGUCCCCAGCCUGCGAGCUACAAGCUGAGCCAGAUGAGAAGCCAGAAGCCACAAAUAGUGAGGUGAAUGAAUUGGAGGAAGAGGAAGAAGAAGAAGAGGAGGAUGAGGAUGAUGAGUUGGAAGACGAUGGGGAGGAAGACACUGACUUGCCAAAUGAGGGCUCUCUGAAAGAAGAGCCAGAAAUACAGUGUGAUGAAAAGCUGGAUGAUUUAUUAGAAGAACCAAAAACUACUUUGAAAGAAAAUUUGGAAGACUCUCCCGAGGUAACACCUGUAACCCUGACCCCUAAAACUAAAGGAGAACCCAAUGGCGAUGUAUUUGACACAUUCAUGUUUCCAUGUCAGCACUGUGAGCGGAAGUUUACAACCAAACAGGGCCUUGAACGUCACAUGCACAUCCACAUGUCUACAGUCAAUCAUGCAUUCAAAUGCAAGUACUGUGGGAAAGCCUUUGGCACCCAGAUUAACCGGAGGCGGCAUGAGCGGCGUCACGAGGCAGGGCUGAAGCGAAAACCCAGCCUAACACUACAGCCAUCCGAAGACCUUGCUGAAGGCAAACCCUCUGGAGAGAAUGUGACUCCCCAAGGUGAGUCCAAUCCUCUCACCCUUGGGCAAGACUGUGUGGCUUUGAAUUCCGAGAGAGCGUCCCAAGAAGCAGUGAGCCCUUCCACUGUGGGAGAGAAUGGGGAAGUUAAGGAACUGCACCCGUGCAAAUACUGCAAGAAGGUUUUCGGGACGCAUACUAACAUGAGGCGGCACCAGCGCAGAGUGCAUGAGCGUCACCUGAUCCCCAAAGGUGUGCGGCGAAAAGGAGGCCUAGAAGAGCCCCAGCCCCCAGCAGAGCAGGCGCAGCCCCCCCAGAAUGUCUACGUCCCGAGCACAGAGCCCGAGGAGGAAGGGGAAGCAGACGAUGUGUAUAUCAUGGAUGUUUCUAGCAAUAUCUCUGAAAACCUCAACUACUACAUAGACGGUAAAAUCCAGACUAAUAGCAGCACUAGUACCUGUGAUGUGAUUGAGAUGGAGUCUAACUCGGCUGACUUGUACAGCAUCAACUGCCUGCUCACUCCGGUGACGGUGGAAAUUACGCAGAACUUAGAACCCUCUCAGGCCCCUGUAACAGAGGACCUCCCCAAAGAGCCUGCCAGCGGCACAAGCAGUGAGUCCAAGAAGCGGAGAACGGCCAGCCCGCCUCUGUUGCCCAAAAUUAAAGCCGAAACGGAUUCGGAUCCCAUCGCACCCUCGUGCUCCUUAAACCUGCCGCUUAGCAUAUCAGCUACCGAAGCGGUAUCCUUUCACAAGGAGAAAAGUGUGUAUUUGUCAUCCAAACUCAAGCAGCUGCUUCAAACUCAAGAAAAAUUAACGCUUCCUGCAGGAAUGGUCACAACCGAGAUGCCAAAACUGGGCCCUUCAGUGGCCACACCUGCCUCCAUGUUACCUGUGACCUCAAGUAGGUUUAAACGGCGGACCAGCUCUCCGCCCAGCUCGCCACAACACAGCCCUGCCCUCCGAGACUUCGGGAAGCCAGGCGACGGGAAAGCUGCAUGGCCCGAGGCAGUCCUGUGUUCCAAAAAACCCAAGUUAGAAAACCACAGCAACUCACCGGCCUGGAGUCUGUCUGGGCGGGAUGAGAGAGAAGCCGGGAGCCCCCCAGGCUUGGAUGAGUAUAAAAUCGCUAAAGAGUGGGCCUCCAGCUCUGCGUUCAGUAGCGUGUGCAACCAGCAGCCCCUAGAUCUGUCCAGCGGCGUCAAGCAGAAAACCGAGGGCCUGGGCAAGACUCCCAUGCAAUGGGAAUCUGUGCUAGAUCUUAGCGUGCACAAAAAGCCCUGUGGUGACUCUGAAGGCAGAGAGUUGAAAGAGAACCACACACUGCAGCCGACCGGUAGCACCACAAAGAAGAAGAAGCCAACCACCUGCAUGCUGCAGAAGGUUCUUCUCAACGAGUACAACGGCACCGAGUUGCCUGUGGAAAAUACUACAGAUGUGGUGGCCAGGAGCCCAAGUCCUUGUAAAUCCCUUGAGCCCCAGCCAGAUCCUGACCUGGGCCCCGACUCUAGUUCAUCUGCUUUGACUGCACAGUCGCCACCCGACGUUUCUCCUUCAUCGCCCACCCUGCAGGCUGCUGCUCUUUGUUCUGCUCAGCUGCCGCCCCUUUUGGUCCCCACAAAUCCCUCUUCUCCUCCACCCUGUCCUCCGGUCCUAACUGUCGCCACACCCCCACCUCCACUCCUCCCUACUCUCCCCCUGCCUCUGCCAGCCCCUUCUUCCGAUGCUUCUCCUCGCCCAUGCCCCUCUCCUCUCUCCACGGCCGCCACACAGUCCCCACUUCCCAUUCUUUCCCCGACAGUGUCUCCCUCUCCCUCUCCUAUCCCCUCGGUGGAGCCACUCAUGUCUGCAGCGUCUCCUGGGCCUCCCACACUUUCUUCCUCCUCCUCUUCCUCAUCAUCCUUCUCUUCCUCUUCCUCCUCCUCAUCCCCUUCUCCACCCCCUCUCUCAGCGGUGUCAUCUGUUGUCUCCUCUGGGGAUAAUCUGGAAGCUUCUCUCCCCAUGAUAGCCUUCAAGCAGGAAGAGUUGGAGAGUGAAGAGCCAAAGCCCCGGGAAGAGCCCCAGUCGUCAGGCAAGCAGGAGACCGUGCAGGAAACAUUCAACAAAAGUUUUGUGUGCAAUGUCUGUGAAUCACCUUUUCUAUCCAUUAAAGACCUAACCAAACAUCUAUCUGUUCAUGCAGAAGAUUGGCCCUUCAAAUGUGAAUUCUGCGUGCAGCUCUUUAAGGAUAAGACCAAUUUGUCAGAGCAUCGCUUUUUGCUCCACGGAGUUGGGAAUAUCUUUGUGUGCUCUGUUUGUAAAAAGGAAUUUGCGUUUCUGUGCAAUUUGCAGCAGCACCAGCGAGAUCUUCACCCAGACAAGGUGUGCACACACCACGAGCUUGCGAGUGGGACUCUCCGGCCCCAGAACUUCACAGACCCCAGCAAGGCCCGUGCGGAGCACAUGCAGAGCUUGCCAGAAGACCCUUCCGAAGCAACUAAGGAGGAGGAGGAGGAGGAGGUCAACGAUUCCUCUGAAGAGCUGUAUACAACCAUAAAGAUAAUGGCUUCUGGAAUAAAGACGAAAGACCCAGAUGUGCGAUUGGGUCUCAACCAGCAUUACCCAAGCUUUAAGCCACCUCCGUUUCAGUACCAUCACCGAAACCCUAUGGGCAUUGGGGUGACGGCCACCAAUUUCACCACCCACAACAUCCCACAGACGUUUACCACUGCCAUCCGCUGCACCAAGUGUGGGAAAGGUGUGGACAACAUGCCCGAACUACACAAACACAUCCUGGCAUGUGCAUCGGCCAGUGACAAGAAGCGGUACACCCCCAAGAAGAACCCAGUUCCCCUGAAGCAGACGGUGCAACCCAGAAAUGGGGUGGUGGUGGUGGAGAACCCUGGGAAGAACGCCUUCAGGCGCAUGGGGCAGCCCAAAAGGCUGAACUUCAGUGUCGAGCUCAGUAAGAUGUCAACCAAUAAGCUGAAGUUGAACGCCUUGAAGAAGAAAAACCAGCUAGUGCAGAAGGCGAUCCUGCAGAAAACCAAGGCUGCCAAGCAGAAGGCUGACCUCAGGAGCACGUCCGAGCCGUCUUCCCACAUCUGCCCGUACUGCAACAGGGAGUUCACGUACAUCGGGAGCCUGAACAAGCACGCUGCCUUCAGCUGUCCCAAAAAACCCCUUUCUCCUUCCAAAAAAAGAGCUUCCCACUCUUCCAAGAAAGGUGGACACUGUUCGCCUGCAAGCAGCGACAAGAGCAGCAGCAGCAACCACCACCGCCGGCGGACGGCGGACGCCGAGAUUAAGAUGCAGAGCACGCCGACCCCUCUGGGCAAGACCCGUGCUCGCAGCACCGGCCCCACACCCGUCCCCUUGCCCUCCUCGUCCUUCAGGGCCAAGCAGAAUGUCAAGUUUGUGUCUUCGGUGAAGUCCAAAAAACCAAACUCCACCUCCUCCUCUUCUGCCUCCUUCUCUGCCUCCUCCUCCUCUUCCUCCUCUUCCUCAUCCUCUUCCUCCUCCUCUUCCUCCUCCCUAAGGAACUCCAGCCCAAUAAGAGUGGCCAAAAUGCCACAUGUCGAGGGGAAGAAGCCCAAAGCUGUGGCCAAGCACCACCCUGCGCAACUGGCCAGCAAAGUGUCCCGGAGCCCACAUCGCGUCCAGAAGAGCAGAACCUCGCUGCCGAGCAAGGUUGCUGUGGCUAGCAAGAAAAGAACAGACCGGUUCAUUGUCAAGUCUCGGGAGCGGAGCGGGGGCCCAGUCACUCGCAGCCUACAGCUGGCCGCUGCCGCUGCUGACCCAAGUGAAAGCAGGAGAGAGGACGGCAGUGCCAAGCAGGAGCUCAAGGACUUCAGGUGAUGCUCAAGCCUCCUUUCCUGCAACCCGACCCCGGGGAACUGGGCGGCAGACACAUCGCAGAUGAGUGGACGGCAGAGGGGCCCACUUACCAACCCAUCAAGUUCUGAAGUGUUUUGGGAUUCAAAACACUCGUGUCCAACAGGAAAUGGGGUUUUGAAGAUCUGGGCCAGCAGUAGGCGUUUCCUUCCGAGUGCCCAAGCACACUUAGUGCCCAGCCAGCGCCAUGGCUUAGGCCUCAGCCUCAGUGCGCCACUGGCACAGGAAUGUGGUUUUAAGUGCAAUCUUCAAUCCCGUGCAGUAUCUUUCUACUCCACUAUGUUUUAUUUAGGGAAGAUUUUAUUCAGGAAGCAAGCCCUCGCUCACAUGUUCAGAAACACAUGCUUUCAAAAGAUCUGUUCCCAGAGGUCCUGCUGUACUUCCCCCUGCGCCCCAAGCACUUCCUCAGAACAGGCAGCACAUCCCUUUCCUUCCCUUCAAUCCAGUCUCUGCCCGCCCUCUCCAACAGCGCUCAGGACUUUUACAACCGAGUGCCAGCUCAGGAUCCCAGUGUGCACUUGCAGUCGACCAGGUGAAUGACUGCAGCCAGAGCCUGCUGUUGGACUCUUAGUGACUCGCUAGCUGGCCAUUUCCUAAAGCACAAGCCGUUUGGGUAAAUCGGUGAAACAGGCAUGUGCGCCAAAUCCUUUUUCUAGGACAAAGUCUCCAGGAAAUCGGGCGUCCCGCCCACCCACCUGUCAGGUUCUCUCAAGAACAGUGGCUCUGUGUUAGGGAGGCGCCAAGAUGUACCCUCCAGAGCCUGCCGGCUUGUGCCUGGUACUGCCCGGAGGUCUGCUGCUGAGCCCUGCCUCUUGUCCUGCUCGCCGCCUCCUAAGUAAAGUGCUCAUCAGUUCCUGAAUGCUCCGUUUUAAGCAUUGUUUGCUUGUGUGAUGGGUUAUCAAUACUGGGGUCCCUCUUGCAGCCAAUCAAGAAAACGAAAACCCAAGGGCUCAGAAUGAAGUGCAGACCAAGUUUUCUCAUUGACUUAAGAAUUGACCCAGAACAAAUACAGUGAUGGUGAUUCCCCAGGUGUCCAUCUCUGUUUCCCCUUCCCAGUUCAGACCUCCUCCCAGUGUGUGUCCUUUGUGUAUGAGGCAAAGGUCCCCAAGUACCUUCAGAGUCCCUUAUGUCACUAUCUUAAUAACAUGUGUUUGUCUUAUUGGUCUAUUCACUUUCUUUAACAUGCUCAGUUCAUGUAAGGUUCUAUUAUGUUGUCAUUUAUCUUCAGUUUUCUUAUUUUCUAGGAACUUCCUGUAGAAAAGCCCCCAAAACAAAACAAACCUAAAUUGACUAAAUAACGAUUAUUGCAUGCUCAACUUAGGAUAAGCACUACGACAAAGGAUAUGAAAUCUACCAAGCUUGCAAGACCAGUUGAAGCUGACUCACAAAUCCUAGCACCCAUCUGAUUGCCGGCAGGCUUCUUACUACCCUGGGUGGUCAGUGCCCACUACCCCCUCCCCCGCCCCCGCCCCCCCCAAAGCUGGGCUCCUGGGAGACUGGGAUCCAUUGAGGAGGGCCAGCGGUGAGCUAGAUGAUCUGGCUCCUCACCAGACUGGGAACUCCGCUCCAUGUGGGCCCUUGCUUUUGGUACACAAUAGAGAAAAGAAUGAUCUGAAGACAACCUUGCACAGCCAGCUGCUCCCUGUUUUAUCGGUAGUUCGUGGUAGAUGUCAGGGACGGCACUCAUUUUAAAAUGCUUUGGUCUCACACCAGCUCUUGACAUGGUUCUUUUACAUGAACUGUAGACAAGAGACACAGUGAGCUUAUCCCCCUCCCCCCCUUUUUUUCUUUUUUAUUACAAGCAGAUUGCCAGCAUAAUGGAGAGGAAACCAGAUUGGAUAUGAACUUUUUUAUGUCUCUCCAAGUGUCACGAUUAUCUAUCCAAGUGGAGAUUAUCCUCUCAGUUUAUUAUCUGGCAGUAAUUUAUAACUACCAUAUUAUCAGUUACUGUGGAGCAGCAUCAGUGUACAGGACGGCCCCUGGGCCUGUGUAGAUGUAUGUGUACACGUAAAUACAGAUGCACUGUGUAUCAGGUUUUACACUUGAUCUCUAAUUGAUGAAAAACAACAGAUUGGCCUCUUUCCUCAGUUUCAUUUCUCCUUGCAGUCACCUGCCUCCCCUACCCCCAAAUUAAUGAUUGAGUUGGUGGAAAACAGCUAGGUUUUUAUUCAUAUCAUUUUUUUGGUUUUGUUUUGGUUUUUUUUCAACUUUCAAAAGUAAUCUACCUCUUACAACUUGUAGUUUAAUAUUUGUUCGGUGAAUUUGUGCCACUUUAACCCUUUCACUAUCAUUCCCAUUUUGUUACAUUUCUGUUAUGGGGACUUUAUGUUGGAAUAUUGUAUAAAGCAUUUGUAGCAGUUUAAAAAUAAAAUAUUUAAAAUUAUUUAAAUUUGUUUUGGACGCUUCAAUUGUAUUAUAUGUGAUUUACAUUUUACAUAAAAGUCAUUUGUUUUGAGUUGUUAAUCUUGGAGUGUUGAUACUGUAUUGGUUUGCUGUUGGUUAUUUUAUUGUUGGAGAGUGAUAUAAGACUAUUCAAUUGAAAACAUUAAAACCGACCAUUUGACUUACGAAAGGGGUUGUCCGUUGAUUGAACCAUUAGAGCCUUCACAGAAAGAGAGGGAUGAAGUGUAGCUAGACAAGGUCAGAGUGGUGUUUGCCAUUCCCCCCCUUCUAGCAUGGAAUGAGUCGUUGGAGCUUGUCAGAGGUAUUAAAAAAGAACUACCCCCCCCCCAAAAAAAAAAAAAAAAGAUUUUUAUGCUGUUGCUAGCAAGCACUUGAAAAAAUGGGGGAAUUCCAGUGAUACAUUUUUAAAAUAAUUGUAACCAAUAAAAAACACUUUCCUAAA